Molecule: messenger RNA, 426 nt
Organism: Toxorhynchites rutilus septentrionalis
Lineage: Eukaryota; Metazoa; Arthropoda; Insecta; Diptera; Culicidae
Exons: 1
Coding region: 1-426 (141 amino acids)
Source: RefSeq, a predicted model, not a curated record
AUGAAUCCAAUACUCGACAACCAAGGAGUUUUGCGUGUUGGAGGCAGACUAGAGCAACCAACAUUCGCAACGUUUGAUAUGAAACAUCCAGUCAUACUUCCUAAAGGUCAUGCGGUAACCGAUAAGUUGAUUCUGUAUUAUCAUGAAAAGUUCGGACAUGCAAAUCGUGAGACCGUGUGCAACGAACUUCGGCAACGAUUUCAUAUUCCGAAACUGCGGUGGGCUAUCCAACAAGCAGUGAAAAGUUGCGUUUGGUGUCGCGUCAACCGUUGUCUACCACAAACUCCCAUGAUGGCACCGCUACCAGUACAACGGAUUACACCGCAACUUCGCCCAUUUAGCUCAGUGGGCGUAGACUACUUAGGACCCGUAGAAGUGGUGGUGAAUCGACAGUGGGAGAAAAGGGGGAUUGCUCUGUUCACCUGA